UUCAGGCACCCCCCACCCCCGCGUAAGCAGUCUUUAGCGGUUGAAGUCGGAGGUGAUAUAAAACAACAGAUUUAGUUUCUCUCUCGCUCUGUCGCUCUCUCUCUCGCUGUACAGCAGUAGCUUCCUGCUUCAGACACUGGUGUCGGAGCUGCGAACCGGGUUCGAAGGAGGCUGCUGCUGUGCAGUCGGAGGCUGCCGGGCAGAGAGCGGGAGGGCGGCAACGUCAGGCACCGAUAAUGUCUUCCAGGACGCGGGAGACCUGUUACUCCUGCGGCGCCUCUCCGCUGCCCCCCCAGAAGAACCGCGACACCUCCUUGGCCACCGGGGCUGCGAGCGGCGCCGGCAGGGUGUAAGUGCAGCCGACUGCAAGCCGUCGGAGAUGGGGAAGCCGUGGUGGAGCUGGUCGGCAGCGCCGGCAAGAGGUGUGGGAGCGGACGAAGGAGAGAGCGAGAGGGAGAAGAAAUGGGCCGAGCUGUUCCAGCGUUUUGACACGAAUAAGGAUGGACAGGUGGAUAUAAAGGAACUGGGAGAAGGCCUGCGAGCCAUGGGCAUAUCGAUGGAAGGCAACACUGAGCAGGAGAUCCUCCGGUCGGGGGACACGAAUCAGGACGGGCAGCUGAACCUGACCGAGUUCACGGAGUACCUGCGGCAAAACGAGAGGAAGCUCAAGCUGAUGUUUAAAAGCCUUGACCAGAACGAUGAUGGUGAAAUCGACGCCUAUGAGAUUCAGCAGGCACUCUUGAACCAGGGCAUCACGAUCACUCGCCAGCAAGCCGAGAAGAUCUUGCUGAGUAUGGACAAGGAUGGGACGAUUACAGUGGACUGGACUGAAUUUCGAGACCAUUUCAUCUUUAACCCACUCUCUAAAAUGGAGGAGAUUGUGGAACUCUGGAAACACUCGACGUUCUUGGACAUCGGGGAGUCCUUGACCAUUGUGGAUGAAUUCUCAGAGACGGAAAGAAAGACUGGGACCUGGUGGAGGCAGCUCUUGGCAGGAGCGAUUGCCGGCGCUGUGUCCCGCACCUGCACGGCACCCCUGGACCGGAUGAAGAUCUACAUGCAGGUCUUUGCGGCUAAGCGGAAGUUGAACCUGGCUGGUGUUUGGAAGAUGAUGGUGGCAGAGGGAGGAUACUUAUCCCUGUGGCGAGGGAAUGGGGUCAACGUGCUGAAAAUCACCCCGGAGACUGGCAUCAAAUUCAUGGCCUAUGAACAGUAUAAGAAGAUCUUCCUUGUCCAGAAGUCCACACUGGAGGUGCAUGAGCGGUUCAUUGCGGGAUCCCUCGCUGGCGUCACCAGUCAGACACUCAUCUUCCCGAUGGAGGUUCUGAAGGUCAGGAUGGGCCUGCGGAAGAGUGGCCAGUACAUGGGGAUCUUCCACUGCGCUCAGAACAUGAUGAAGAACGAAGGGCUCCGCGCUUUUUUCAAAGGCUAUGUCCCAAAUGCUAUCGGCAUCAUUCCGUACGCUGGGAUCGACCUUGCCGUCUAUGAAAGCGUCAAGAACCUGUACUUACAAAAUUACGGACGGGAGAGAACUGACCCAGGAGUCUUUGCCCUUCUUGGCUGCGGCACCAUCUCCAGUACCUGUGGUCAACUGGCGAGCUACCCGUUGGCACUCAUUCGUACCAGGAUGCAAGCUCAAGCUGUUGUCAAAGGAGAGCCCGAGCUGAACAUGUUGCAGCAGUUUGGCAGAAUAGUGCGAGGGGAGGGCUGGUUUGGCCUCUACCGAGGGAUGGCACCCAACUUCAUGAAGGUGGUGCCAGCCGUCAGCAUCAGCUACGUCGUCUACGAGCAUAUGAAACACUUACUAGGAGUCACCUCGAAGUAACUGGUUUCCUGGCAUGAUCCUCAUCAUCUCCAAACAAAGAAACAGCAGUUUAAGGGAAGUCUCGAUCCAAGUCAGGAAGAAUUCACUCCUUGGACCUCAAUGGUCGACGACUUUUCUACCACUGAGCCAGUUUCAGAUCAGCAAAAUGGCCUUUAGGUCCGCUCAAGGUAUUGUGAUAGCACAACCCUAAUCCCGUCCCCACACAAACAUAUUGCAGUGGAAGUCAUUAAGUUAUUGCCACAGAAGAUUUGUCCUGGCAGAAUAAAAGGCACGGACAGAGAUUGACAAUAAGACAUGAGGAGAGGUUGACAAUGGGACUCAAUGCAUUAUGCAUUCUUUGAGAUGCACUUGAUUUGCCACACUGCACGUUUCCUCUUUGUUUGGAUAGCUUGGUAAUGCAUGAGAUAUCUAUUGCUGAAUGUAUGUCAAUACACUGUAUGUAUAUAAUAACAGCAUUAAUAAUUUAGUAAAUGCAUUUGCUCCAAAUCUCUCACUGCUCUAUGCUGAGCCUGUGAGACUGUUGCCUUGGUACAAGUCACUUCCUAGAAUUCUAGUUUCUAACCUCUUUGACGCCCUCUCUGCUGUGAUGCGCCAAGGGCAUCAAACUUCUGUUGUGACAUAUCGCAACAGUUUACAGUGACGCGAAGCCCAAGCCAUCCGCAGAACAAAAGUUGACACCGUAGAGAUCAGGGUGUGUGAACAGCAGCCAGGAUUAGCUUAAUGGGCGUACUGCAAGGGGGGAGAGAGGCGGAGGGUUUUAAGGGGGGAAUUCCACAGCUCUGGGGCUCGGCAACUGAGGUCACCUGGUGAACUCCUCAGCUGUGUGUGGUUUUGGGUUGGAGUCAGGUAGGACAUCACCUAACUUGUCAUAUUAAACAACCGUGAAACAGGAAGUGAUGUUUAUCAUCAUGCACAAGGGUGAUCAUGUGAUAUUCCCUGCAUGGCCACCAGUCAACAGCGGCUAGCCUGCUGAACUUCGUCGGGGUUUCUGCAGAUUCACUGGUGCACACUGCUGCUGCAAGAUACCAGUGAGGCAAGGCCAAUUGCACAAUUCCAGACAUCCCACCCGGCAAAAACUCAUUUCAGGGAGGUCUCAACCUCAUAGCAGUCUGUGUCAAUGAAUUUAUUAAUUUUGCAAGACAUCAGAUUCACAAGUGUUUUGUGAGACAGCUGACUUCUGAAUUCUGUCUUAGUGUGGUGUACCAUGCUGAAUGCCCUUUCUACAUCACAAUUAGAAUUUGGCAGCACCGAAAGCAGCUUCAUCAACUGGCAGAACUCUUUGAAUCUCAACUGCCCUGUGCUCACAGAUUUUACUUUGGACAGCUUCCCCCAAGUAUGUUUUAUAUUUUCUUUUUUUGGAGCACUCUGCCAUGGCGCUGCAGGACACUAAACUGAACUGAUGGACAAUGAAAGAGAGAGGGAGGUCGACUGUAAAGCCCGCCCACAGAGAAAACUGAUAGGUCUACUUAGCACAAAGAGAGACCAAUCAGGAUGCUCAUUCUCUCUCUCUCUCUUUCUUGCUGGCUCUCUCGCUCUCUUGCUCUCUCACUCUCUCCCGCUCUCUGUCAAAAAAAAAAUCGAUUUCAGGGAUAUUGUAUAUAAUUUGCGGGCGUCAGGGAGCCGCUAUCAAUAUGCGGGAGACUCCUGGAACUUCCGGGAGAGGUAGGAUGUCUGCAGUUCUACCAGAACCAACAAUUCAGUCUCCAAAACUCUCUGAAAUAGAGAAUUCCAAAGAUUCACAACCUUCCAGUUUAUCCCCAUUUCCAACUGAUAUUUUAUUUUCCAACGUGAUUUUAAGGUGAUUAGAGGAAAGUACGGUGGGGGAGGGGGAUGUCAGAGGGAAGUUUUAUCCCACAGAGAGUGAUGGAUGAGUGGAACACAUUGCCAGAGGUGGUGGUAGAGGCAGGUGCUGAAGGGGCAUUUAAGAAGCUCUUAGAUAGGCAUGUGGAUAAUAGAAAAAUGGAGGGCUAUGUAGGAGGGAAGGGUUAGAUUGAUCCUGGACUAGGUUAAAAGGUUGGCACAGCAUCAUGGGCCAAAGAGCCUACACUGUCUAAUACUGUUCUGUGUUCUAUGAUACUCUUGCCCUUUGUUACUUCAACAAUGAGGCCCUCUGUUGGUCAGAGUCGACCAUGGAUGUUGUGUCCCAACUGUCCACAAGAUAGGCAAGCCAGGGCAGUACGCUAUGGACAGCAAGCUCCCCCUCUCCACGCAGCUGAUACAUCCAAAGCUCAAUACAGUCUCGCACCAGUGAUGUUGCAGGAGUUGCCAGGCAGUGUGGAACUCAAUGUUACGACUGCCUUAUGGACUCCAGCUCCAGAUAUUUACUCAGGGUUACUCCUGAAACCUUCCUCAUGAGUGGGUAUAGCCACAAGGCAGCGGAGGUUUGAGGUCAGAGUUUUCCUUUUCCUAGAUGAGCUGCUAAGCACAGCUGACGAACCCCAUCAGCCUGAAGCAACUAGUUUUAAGGUGCCAGUAACCCACCUUUGCCCCCUCUCCUGUCAGGCAAAACGGUUGCACCGGGCUUAGAAGCUAAGCCACACAUAAAGGCCAGGAGCUGGACUUGGUUGUCAGAGGCUAUUUGAGAUGCACGCCAUUGGGAGCAUUUAAUGGGCAGUGGGAGCUUAUCCCCAGUUCCACCCCCGGCUAUAACAACCUUACAGAACUACUUAAACAAUACCGUUCAGUUAUAGAUACCCCAAAAAUUACAUAUACUUGCAGCAUCUAUUUUGAUGAUUUGCCUUAGAAUCUUAAGCAUUUCAAUAGAAUUAUUUCUUAAUAUCUGUGAAUUAAUACCAAUCUGCCUACUCUUUUCUCAUUAGAAACUCCGUCAUCUCAGGAAUUAACCUGGAAUUCACCAAACUGCCUCCAAUGUAAAUCUGUUCUCCUUCAAUGAGAUCUAAUUUGUAUACCGUCUUUCAGGUGUCAUCUCACCAAUACAAUUGACCUUUUCUGUGUUAUUCAUUCAGGUUAUAAACAAUGGAGGCCAAGCCGACCAUUGUAGCCUCCCACUAUUUCCAGCUUGCCAAGUUUUUUUGUUGACUGUUGUCUACAAAUGGUUCAAAUUAAUAUCAGAGAAUGUAUACAGUACACAACCUGUAAUUCUUACUCUUCACAGACAUCCAUGGAGUAAGAACUCCAAAGAAUGAAUGAUUGUAACAUCAGAACUCCAAAGACCCUCCACACACACACAGAAGCAUCGACCUUCCCUUUCCUCUCCCCCCCCCCCCCCACUUGUACCAGCAGGAGCACUGACCCUCCACCCCAUCCCCAUCAGGCAAUAGCAAAAGCCCCCAAAGAGAUCUUGGAUCGAGAGGCCAUCAAAAACUACAGUCCAUAACCCAGCAUUUCGGUAUCUCAGACAGGCUUUCCGUCCACUGAGGGAGAGAGAGAUCGCUCCUGUAACAAUGGGUGCGAAGGCUGGCAGCUCGCUGUUCUGAUGUAUGUGCUAAGUAAUCAGUUCAUGUUCAAAAAUUAACCCCAGAACAGUGAGCUGAGAUCUUACAUAGAACAGUACAACACAGGAACAGGCCCUUUGGACCACAGUGCUGUGCUGAAGCAGCUAAUAAGUAAAUCAACCCCCCCCCCAAACUAAUCCCUCCUACCUACACAAUGUCCAUAUCCCUCCGUCUUCCUGAUAUUCAUGUGCCUAUCUAAAUAUCUCUUAAAAGCCUCUAAUGUAUUUGUCUCUACCGCCGUACCAGGCAGCGCAUUCCAGGCAUCCACCACUCUGAGUAAAAAACUUGCCCCUCAGAUCCCCUUUGAACCUACCCCCUCUCACCUUCAAUGCACUCCGUCUGAUUUAGACAUUUCUACCCUGGGAAACAGAUACUCCCUGUCUACCCUCUCUAUGUCUCUCAUAAUCUUAUAAACCUCUAUCAGAUCUCCCCUCAGCCUCCUGUCCCAGCUUAUCCGGCCUCUCAUGAUAGCAUAUGCCUGCUAAACCAGGCAGCAUCCUGGUAAACCUCUUCUGCACCCCUCCAAAGCCUCAACAUCCUUCCUGUGUUGGGGUGACCAGAACUGUAUGCACUACUCCAGAUUGACCUAACCAGAGUUUUAUAAAGGUAAUGUUUGGUAGGCCAUAAUGUUGCUCCUAAGUGAAAUUCUUUUGGAAAUAUAAGUAUGCUAUCUAUUGUUUUACUGUCAUCCAUCCUGCUCAUUACAUCCUCUAAUAAAAUUGUUUUCCUUUCAUGAAAGCACCUUCUAGAGUCAUACAGCAGAGAAGCAUGUCCUUUGGCUCACUGAGUUUACACUGAUCAUCAAACAUUUGUAUACACUAAUCUCAUACCAGUCCGAUUUCACUCUUGCAUUCUUAUCCAUUCCCUCCCAGAUUCCACCUCUCACGUGCGCUCUAAGGGGGAAUUUACAUUUGUCAAUUAAACAAUCAAUUUGCAUAUCUUUGGGUUGUAAGAGGAAACAAGGAGCACCAGGAGGAAACCCAUGCGGUCGCAGGGAGAACUUGUAACCUCCACACAGACAGCGCCAGCAGUCAGGACCGAACCGGGAACCACAGGAGCUGUGAGACAGGGGUGCUAUUUGCACCGCUGUACCACCCAAGCUUGAUUCUGCUUGAUUGUAUUAUGGUUCUUUGAAAAUCGUGCUGAAUAAAGGACUCCAACAUUGUCCUGAUGACAAAUAUCACAUUAAUGGCCUUGCGUUUCCUUCUUUCAAACUCACACUUCUCUGAAAGACGUGCUGUAUUUUCAUUUAUCUGAUUUCCUGCAAAUUCACAUAAAUAAAGGUAUUUUAGAUGACUACAGCUGAUGCAUCAUCUAAGCAUGUGGCCAUUUCAUUUAAAUCCUAGAAUGAAAAUCAUCAUGUCUAGGGGGACAUGUAAUCCUUAUUGCGCCAUGAGUUUACCUAGUAUUUUUUUUUCCCUAAUGACUUUUCUCAGCUUCUCUCUUUUAGUUUUCUACCAUAUUUAGAACAGUUUUUGUCUUGGUCCCUUCUGGCCAUCCGCCACCUUGCUAUUUACCACAGGAAUUGGGCCUCAAUCACCUCAUUUAAUUUCCAAUCAUUCCCAGGUUCCACUAACUACACACAGCUGCUUCCCAUCAGAAACUGCAGGAUAAAGACCCCGUGAUCACAACAAGGAGCUGCCAGUUUGCUGGUCAACUCAUGUACGAGUAACCUCGUUCCAUGGUUCUUAGGACUGUCAGUUCUACGUCUAGCAUCGUUCCUGAAUUUGUUACUAAAACCAAGCCUCCUGGUAAAGACUCUCUUGGACACCAAUUCCAGGCCCGCUACGACCGUAACGCCUCCUGACUCAGCCUCCGCUCCUGUGUUCAGCACUUGGGUUCGUUCCACCACCUCGUCCUUGCAACAGUUUUAGUAUCUUACUCAUCUACCUACCUACUGCCCAUUACACUGCUGGCGUUUAGGGCAUGAAGGUCUUCCAUCUCUGGCGGCGUUCAGGGCUUCCCUCAACGUGCCAGUAGAUUGGUUUUCACUACUGUCAGUCACGCAAGUCUGGGAGGAGACUCAGGAAUACUGUCACACUCAGAUGUAUAAAGAUUCUUCAUUGCUGUUUCUGUAACAAUUUAGUUUGACUAGUUAGGGUUGUUAGCCCUGAGCUAAACUCCCCGAACCUGUAGGAUCAGGGGACAACUCUGUCCUCUACCCUUUGACCUGUUUGGCAUGGGUGACCCCACCAAGAGCCAAAGCAUAAAGCCCUGACUCCAGCCGACAGAGUUCUCCAGGUCGUUGAGGCAUGCAAGCUCCAAACACUAUGACAACAUUGUGAUCCUCUUGGAGGUUCUAUCAUGAAGCUGUAUUUAAAAAUAUUUGUUGAAAACCUCUGCCAUCUCCGUUCUUUCCAAUAUUAAUUCCCCAAUCUCAUCUGUUAGAUUCUUGCAAGAUGCUCUGGCUUUUUCUCUUUCAUUAUAUAUCCUUUUCCAAAAGUUCACAGUAAUUUUAUUGUCAAGGUGCUCAAUUCUAUUAUUAAAUCAUUUGCUGUUUUGCUGACUAAAUCUACUCUCACUCAUUUGUUUGCAUCAUCCUCUAUUGGUUCCUAAAUCUUUCCAGUUUUCUGGCCUACUGUUAAUUUUCACAUCCCAUGCUAUCAUUUUAAUUUGAUACCAAACUUUGUUAGUUACCCACAGGUCAAUCAACAUUUUAUCACUUCCUCCCUCACUCCAUUCAGGGCCCCAAACAGUCCUUCCAGGUGAGGCAACACUUCACCUGCGAACCUGCUGGGGUUACCUAUUGUGUCCAGUGCUCCUGGCACAGCCUCUUCUAUUUUGGUGAGACCCAUCAUAAAUACAGGGACCACUUCAUCGAGCACCUCCGCACCAUCUGCCACAAGUUGGACUUCCUGGUGGCCAAAUAUUUUCAUUCCAAUUGCCUUUCCCGUUCCACUGUGCUGAUUCAUGGCCUCCUCUUGUGCCAGGAUGAGGUCACCCUCAGGGUGGAGGAGCAGCACCCUGUAUUCUGUCUGGGUAGUCUCCAACCUGAUGGUAUGAACAUCAAUUUCUCCUUUAGAUGAACAAUUCCCCCUUCCCCCACUUUAUUCCCCACUCGACCUUUUUCUUCUCACUCGCCUAUUACCUCCCCCUGGUCACCUCCUCCUUCCCUUUUUCCUAUUGUCCCCUCUCCUGUCCUGUCAGAUUCUUUCUUCUCCAGCCCUUGAACUUUCCCACCUGCCUGUCUUCACCUUUCCCCUCCCCCACAACUUUUAAUUCAGGUAUCUCGCCCCCUUCCCUCGCAGUCCUGAAGAAGGGUCUUGGCCCAAAACGUCGACUGUUUAUUCAUUUCCAUAGAUGCUGCCUGAUCUGCUGAGUUCCUCCAGCAUUCUGUGUGAGCUGCUUUGCAGAUGUUCUCGUGUUUUUAUUGACACUUCCCUGUCUUUAUGGAGAAUGUUUCCUUAAAUAUCUGUUGCAAUAUUUAUUGUCUUUUUAAAAAAUCUCUUUUCCUUUGUAAUCGCCUUAAUUUAAACUGAAGACAGCAGUUUCAGACCCAAGUUUCUCCUCAAACUGAAUAGGAAAUUCUAUUAUUUUAUGAUCACUAUUCUCUAGAAGAUACGCAAGAAUAGGACCAAUAAUUCAUUGCACGUGACUGAAUUUGAAAUAGCAUAUUUCCUGGUAGGUUUUGCAACACAGACUAAUCUAGGAAUCUGUUCCAAUUACACUCUAUUAACCUCAAGAUUACCUUUGCCAAUUCAAUUUUUACAAUUUAAAUGAAGAUUAAUAUUAUGUAUACUAAUUGCAGUCUCUUCCUUACAAUGUCCUCAGUAUUCUCUGCCUUAUUAAAUAUAUACAUUUAGAGGCCCUAUAGACGACUCCCACUAAAUUUCUUCCCUUAGUUCUUCAUAUUUCUACCCCAAACGAUUCUGUCUUACAUGCCAAAUUCAUUUCUCACUAUUGUACUAAUCUUAUCCUUUAAUUGCAAUGAAGGAUAUUAAUGAUCUAUGAUGCGGAGAUGCAUCCUAGGAUGUGCUGUGGCACAUAAUCAGUGAUGUAACCGGGGUCAUCGGGAAUGUUCCCUCUAAGGUGUGUGCGCACACAUCUUUUGCUACGAGAGCACAAAGGAAUUAAAACUGCGCACAAAAGGUUGCCAUCCUCUGCCUUGUUGGCAUGUUAAGUAUAUUUCACGAUUGUACACAAUCACAUUUCCUUUUCCGGUUUCUGGUGCAGACAGUACUGACAGCAUGGAGUUUGCGAUGAUUUGUCUGCAGAUUUUAGAAUUGGCUUAUGUAUACUGUUUUUAUUGAAGGAAUUAUUGAUUCACUAUGAAUUCCAAAGAAGCAAAGGGCGUGAAGCACAAAAGAACUGCUAGUUCACUUAAGACAGAAUGGCUUAAUGAAACAGUAGAAACUGCUACAUUGAAAGCUCAUGAGGUCAGGAACAUGCAGCUACGAGAAAUAUUUGUGUCAUACAGAAACUGGUGUUACCUGCGUGUAUUGUUGUGAUGCAAAAGUUGCUGGAGAAUUUGCAAGUGGGAAGAAGUGGAAUGAUAUUUGGAAACUUGACUUUUUAAUGCGUCAUUUAGCAAGCAAAUCACAUAUGGAUGGUAUGCAAAAGCUCCAGCAAGAAAAUCCUUCAUUACCCACUACAGGUCUGCUACGUACAUUUUGUGAGAGUGCAGAUGAACAAGAGUGAAAGUGGUCAAACCCAGAGGAGAUCAAAGUUCUUAUUGACAGUUAUAUUAUUUCUUUUAAACAAUGAACAACAAACUGGACUUGGGAGUUUAUUGUCCUUAGAAUAGCUUCAGGAAUACUUCCACUUAAAAAUUCAGUGCGCACGUGUUGUUGUCAAUGGGCAAAAAAUUGCACGGCACAAGAUUUUUGCACACACUGGUCAUUACAAAUUAGAGGGAACAUUGGGUGUUUUGAGUCUUUCAGCAUCCAGGCAACCCAACCAGGCUUGAAAAGGCCCUGGCUUGUGCCCCAGCAGCACUGGUCCACGGGUUACAUCUCUUGAUCCAUAGCCAUCUGGAGACCUACUCAGCAGCCUCUGUGAUGGUUCAGGUGGCUCUUUUCUUUGCAGCCGCCCAUAAUGCUAAAGAUAGAGUAGGUUCUACACCGCAAGCAGCCAGCAAAACCUCUGCACCCCAUCUCUAUCAGCUCACAUCAUUCCCUGCCUCCGCCUCUGACUCUGGCAUGGCUCUACCGGCUGCUAGUAUUUGGCUACGAUAGAGACACCUCCCCCCACCAAAUAAAAAGGAACUUGGCAAAAGAUUGCAUUUUAUAAGACAACAGAUGCCCAACUAGAAGUUGGACUAUUCGCUGUUAUAUGUAGGGUGUAACUGGACUUAAAAUAGUGAUUAAAUCCUGAUAGCAUUAAUACUAAACUAUCUUAAGACACACUUUCACAGGGCUCAGUGUAUUGGCAUUGUACAACAGUCCUGUCUACAUGUAAUGUCUCACUUUCCAUUCCCAUUGACAUUCGUUAAUCUUAUCAAUCUUCCUUUCUAAUGUGGUUUCUCCAUGCUUUCUGAUUCGUAGCGUUUACAGAGUCAGCCAUGUCUCAAUGGAAUAUUCUCCUAACUUGGUCAAAUGAGGAUCUCCCUCCCACUCCUCCACCUUUUAACUCUACUCCUCAUCUUUUUCUCUCCAGUCCUGCUGAAGGGUCUCGGCCCGAAACGCCAGCUGUAGUAUUUUCCAUAGGUGCUGCCUGGCCUGCUGAGUUUCUCCAGCCUUUUGUGUGUGUGUUGCUCGGAUUUCCAGCAUCUGCAGAUUUUCUGUUGUUCGGUGGUGAACAAUCUUGAGGGAAGAACAAGGUGUACUAUCUAAAUAACCUCCAAAGGCAGUUCAUGAGGAACUCCAAAUGUUCGGCCACUAUUUCACCCAGUCAACGUCGUCUCACUGCUAAUCCCACUGACCCCGCUGUAAUCAGUGGUGAGAGGCACAAGUAUCUGUGCUGGGCUCAUUGUUGUUCAUCAUUUAUAUCAACGAUUUGGAUGAGAAUGUUCAAGGCAUGGUUAGUAAGAUUGCAAAGUAUUGAGUAGAGAUGGGAUGUUAUGUUGAAGUUGUAUAAGACAUCAGUGAGGCCUAGUUUUGAGUACUGUGUGCAGUUUUGGUCACCUACCUACAGGAAAGAUGUAAAUAAGGUUGACAGAGUACAGAGAAAAUGUAUAAGGAUGUUGCCGGGUGUGGAGGACCUGAGUUAUAAGGAAAGAUUGAAUAUGUUAGGAUUUCACUCCUUGGAACAUAGAAGACUGAGAGAAGAUUUGAUAGAGGUAUACAAAAUUAUGAAGGCUAUAAAUAGGGUAACUGCAAGCAGGCUUUUUCCUUUGAGGCUGGGUGAGUCUACAACCAGAGGUCAUGGGUUAAGGGCGAAACGUGAAAACUUUAAGGGGUACACGAGGGGAAACUUUUUCACUCAGAGAUGUUGUGAGAGUGUGGAAUGAGCUGCCAGCAAAAGUGGUGCAGGCAAGCUCGAUUGAAGCUCUAAAAUGUUUCAAAGUAACGGUUGUGGCAUGUUAUUUAGAAAAUUUUUGGAUUAUAUCAUUAACAUAAUUAAUUACAGGAUAUUCAUCAAUUACAUUAACAGAUUUCAAAAUUAUAUUAACAUAAUUUCAAAGUUUUUUUUAAACACGAAAAUUCCAGCUACAUGGCAAUGAAGAGUAUAUGUGCAGGAGCAUUUCGAUUAUCGCAUGGUCAUGAACCCACACAGCUUAGAGGGAACAGUGGAUGACUGAAAUACUAUUGAUGCUGUCGUUGACAGUGAAGAAGAUUAUCAAAAUGUCCUGAUGAAAGUCUGAGCCUGAAAUGCCAACUGUUUCCAAUUGUAACCAAUUUCCCCUGGGAUCAAUAAAGUAUGA
Molecule: messenger RNA, 12082 nt
Organism: Mobula hypostoma (lesser devil ray)
Lineage: Eukaryota; Metazoa; Chordata; Chondrichthyes; Myliobatiformes; Myliobatidae
Product: mitochondrial adenyl nucleotide antiporter SLC25A24-like
Exons: 10
Coding region: 380-1825 (481 amino acids)
Biological process (GO): ATP transport; ADP transport; transmembrane transport
Cellular component (GO): mitochondrial inner membrane
Molecular function (GO): ATP transmembrane transporter activity; calcium ion binding
Source: RefSeq, a predicted model, not a curated record